Messenger RNA from Fusarium poae, 168 nucleotides. RefSeq lists its product as uncharacterized. The transcript has 3 exons. The record is from RefSeq and is a predicted model, not a curated record. The coding region runs from base 1 to 168 and encodes 55 amino acids. NCBI's taxonomy places the organism in Eukaryota, Fungi, Ascomycota, Sordariomycetes, Hypocreales, Nectriaceae.
AUGUUUCUUGGUGGUUUGUAUAUGAGAGGAAGCCUCUUCUCGCUCGCUGUACCCGAGAAGGCAUUUCCUGUCCGACGACUUGUUCAGACAUGUCGGCGAGCAUUGCGCUGUACGACUAAGGUCGAGAAGGUCUGGAUGGUGUCUGGUCUUCUACAAGAGAAGUUGUGA